Messenger RNA from Gaeumannomyces tritici R3-111a-1, 1501 nucleotides. RefSeq lists its product as hypothetical. The transcript has 3 exons. NCBI's taxonomy places the organism in Eukaryota, Fungi, Ascomycota, Sordariomycetes, Magnaporthales, Magnaporthaceae. Bases 360 to 1028 code for a protein of 222 amino acids. The record is from RefSeq and is a predicted model, not a curated record.
GAGCUGCGUGGACUCGACCUACUCGUCAAAGAAACGACUGCUGUCUUUUCUGAGAUAUCAUUUAUGACUAACAGCACGUAGAGCCUGGGACCAAAACAACAAGCGCAGUAUCCAGCACCAACCGGCGGCAGAUUGACUAGUCACUUGACAACCUGCCACUACAGAGUGGCCGGCGACAGGCAACGGCGGCUUCAGCCACCACCAUCCCGUACCGUCAACGCCAAGUAGCACCAGAUACGACCCCGCACCAGCAUCGCUACGUACCUACGUACUUCGUAGAUAUUAAGGUCGCCCAUCAUAAUCCAACCCAACGCUGCCUAAUCAAGACAGAACCACGGCGAAUCCCUAAGCCUCUCUUGAUGUACAACCUCAACCACCCUGCGCCGGCUCCCGAGACUGCUCGCGACACCACCUCCGGCCCCCGCACGCCCCGGCUCAAGAUGCCGCACUUCAGCCACGAGGAACCGAGUUCCGCCGACAAGGAGGAGGCUGGCAAGCCCCUCGGCGGCGAGUGGGAUACGUGCUCCUCAUCCAGCAGCUGGGCCGAAAUUACUCGUGCCGACACUGGGCAGCACAAGCCGCAGGUGCUGCAGCCAGCAGUCUCCAGCGCGACCGGUGAUGGUCUCACAGCCCGGGCUCUCGAGAAACUACGGGUCGUACUGCCCGAUCGGUCCAACAACGCCGGCCAGUGGGCACGAACGCAGUCUUUACACGGCGAGAGCCUCGGCGCGGAACGUCCACAAGAAGGCAUUCCACCUGCCGGCGACCCAGAGCCCGAGGCUGCCGAGGCGGAGCGCCCCCGAGACCACCCCAAGGCGCCGUCGAGCAGUCGGCCGAGCACCAGCUCCAGCGAAGGGUUCGCCCACGUAGAUCUUCCAAGCGAAGUCGAGAGGGACCUCAUAGGCACUGGCGCCAGAUUCGACGUUCCGACCCCUUACCUCGCAACCAUGACUUUACUUGAAGUCGAUGAGCCUGACGCCCCGGCAAAGAAGGGCUCGGGAUCCAGGGCGAGCAAGGGUCGUAAAUAGUGGCCUUGACAAAAAACAGAAGGAGAGUUGGGGGCUGCCCUACCCUUGCUUGGCCUCAUCAGCCUCGGUGGGAUCCACAACCACUGUUCCACAACUCCUCACGACUGAACGACUAUAUUGACCUUGCAAGGCGAAAUACCCUUCGUCCAGCCAAUCCCUGACUUGAUGGCUCACUUGAUUUGUUCUUCUCCUUGUUGGCUUUCUGUCUGUCUUUCAUGCGGCGUCGAGGUUCGAAAUUGGGAUCGAGAUGGAGUGAAAAAGCAGGUGUUGGGCCAGAAGGACCAAAAAGGGAGACAAAAGGUAUACCCCAUUGCUUCGGAGCGUCUUGAUAGACCAAGGGAAGGCCUUCUCCUUUAUGGUUAGCAUUCUCCAUGUUUUCUUCCCUUCUUUGCAACACGCCUAGACAUGGCAUUAUCUUACUCGGCGUUUGGUUUCUUGCUUCCUUUUUCUCAUUUUGAUUGGCUGGACUCGGG